Adineta steineri is the source of this 1521-nucleotide messenger RNA. NCBI's taxonomy places the organism in Eukaryota, Metazoa, Rotifera, Eurotatoria, Adinetida, Adinetidae. The record is from the annotation of a GenBank genome assembly.
AUGAGCAAUUCAACUCUUAAUAUCGUUGAUCUAUGCGACGAACUGUUGCUUAACAUUUUAAACAAACUUAAUAAUGUGGAUGUAUUAUAUUCACUCAUAGGAGUCAAUAAAAAACUCGACAGAUUAGCUCGAGAUAUUACUUUUACACAGUCUAUCAAUCUAGUAACAACACUAUCAAAUGAACAUGAUAAUUCAAUACUCGAUAGAUUCUGUCUUUUAAUUUUACAACGAAUUCAACACAAUAUCGAAUGUCUUACUCUUAACUCAUUAUCAGUAGAUCGUGUUCUUCGUAUUGGAAAUUAUUCCAAACUUCAUAAACUAAGUCUUGUUAAUCUUCCAAUUGAAAUGGCAUGUCGUAUUUUCAAUGAUGAAUCAUCAUUGGUUUAUACUUUCCGUCAUCAAAUUUCACAUCUUAUUGUUACAAUAAACAUAGAUAAUAAAUCUCAAGAUAUAUUAGAAAUCUGGUAUAGUGAUUUAUUGUAUUCACCAAAUGCAUUUAUUGAUUCAUCAUCUAGACCAUACUAUUCAUCAAAUAUUAGUUAUUUAAAUGUUAGACUUAACAAUUUUAAUGAUUGUAUUUGUUUACUUAAUGCAGAUCUUAGUCAAUUACAAACAUUGGUUGUAGAAAUUGAUACCAUUGAUAAAACAUUGAUGACUAUUAAUACUACGAAAAUUGUGUCUAAUUUAAAAUGUUUCUCAUUGAUUUCAUUUCAUGAAACAAUCGAAUAUGAUGCUAAAAUUGUUCCAUUGCUUCAACAUAUGUCAAAAUUAGAAAAACUUAUAUUAUCUUUAAUUGUUGAUCAGCGAAACUCAUUUAUUGAUGGCAAUCAUUUAGUUAAUGGUAUUCUUAGUAAAAUGCCAGAUCUUCAUACAUUUAUCUUCAAUAUUAUUACCAAAAGAGUCAUAAUAGAAGAAGAAUUUUUACCAACUUGUGAUAAUAUUCUACGUCCACUCAUCGAAAAAGAAUAUAAUGCCGGAUGUUAUACUGAUUAUUGUACAUUCAGCAAGGGUCAAUGUCAUAUUUACUCGCUUCCAUUUACUUUCGAAUGCAUGCAUAUAUUUACUAGUAAAUUUCCUGAUGGUUUAUUCGUGAAUGUUCGUCACUUCGUUGCAGGUUCUGAUUGGCAUCCGUUUGAACAUGAAUUUUUUGCUCAAAUCUCAAAAGCUUUGCCAUUAUUAAAUAAGUUAACAGUACGUAAUACAAAUGGGCAAGAAAAGAAGUUGCCAUAUCUACAAGCUAAAUAUGAGCAAACAUCAUCAGUUAUUGAAUUUCCUCAUCUUACGAUACUUAAUGUGGGUGGAGCUUCUCUGGAUUAUGUCGAACAAUUUCUUUUCGACUUCUACACACGUUUAACUAGUCUUCACACAUUACAUGUCGAAUAUGAACUAUUAUUAUUUGCAACACAGUAUUUUACAGAAGAUGCUGCUCGUGCAAAUUGUUUAAAAGUGAAACAUAUUUUCUUUGAUCGAAGACCAGAAAUGUUUCCAGAAAACUUUCGGAAUUAUUUUCCUUUGUUAUAA